UCUUUCUCUCAUAUAAUCAAACAUUAAAGUCCCCAACCGGUAAUAAACAUUGAUCACGCACUUGCUCAACAUGGCUGCGACACGCAUAGCUUCCUCCUUAUUUUCUUCUUCAAUCAACACUACUGUCAAAAAUUGCUUCGCUUCAAAAACCAUAAUAGACCCUCCUCUCAUAGCAAUAUCCUCCAAUCGCAAGUUAUCAUCACUGACCCAGUGCUAUUAUUUUGUGGAACCUUUGUCAUUAAUUGGUGUUACUAAGUUAUGGACGCCUAAAACUUCAGCAGCUGUUGUUGUUUCACAAGAAGAAAUUGCUUUGUCUGAUGAUGCGGGCUUAGUUGAAGAGGAAAAAGAAAGGCAAGUAUUGGAAGAACAGCAACAAGAUGAUUCUACUGAGUCCUCUAUCAACACUAAGCUUUACUUUGGAAAUUUGCCGUACAGUGUUGACUUAAAUCUUUUGUUUGAUGUGAUGCAUUCCAGAAAUUCCAUAAUGUUAAUAAUCUUAUAUAUAUAUUUACAGGUUCUCUAUGACAGGGACACUGGAAAAAGCAGAGGCUUUGCAUUUGUGACAAUGAGUUGCAUUGAAGAUUGCAAUGCAGUAAUACAAAAUCUUGACGGAAAAGAAUUCUUGGGCCGAACUUUACGGGUAAACUUCGCUGACAAGCCAAAACCAAAAGAACCAUUGUACCCUGAAACUGAGCAUAAGCUAUUUGUUGGAAAUCUGUCAUGGUCAGUAACUUCUGAGAGCCUUACAGAAGCGUUUCAAGAAUAUGGAACUGUGGUUGGAGCUAGGGUCUUGUAUGAUGGCGAAACAGGAAGGUCACGCGGCUAUGGCUUCGUUUGCUAUUCGACAAAGGCAGAAAUGGAAGCUGCCCUUACAUCUCUGAAUGAUGUGGAACUAGAGGGACGGGCAAUGCGUGUAAGUGUGGCGCAAGGUAAGCGUUCGCAAGGUUAAUAGCGCUAAAACUUGGACAUGGUGUCAGUUGAAUAAGAAGGGGAACCUUGAAACUUAUGAAGAGGAAUGCUUUUUGUCUUGUCUACGUAUCAUUUCCUCCCGUUUCCAAAAAUUCUACUAUGCAACAAUAUUUUGUGUAACAUAAUGUUAACAUUGAUUUUAUGUUAUUUCUUUCUUGGCCGACUACUAUUUAUUCAUUGAAUCACAUCAUCUAUUCGAUGUAACAA
Arachis duranensis is the source of this 1176-nucleotide messenger RNA. Its product is annotated as 33 kDa ribonucleoprotein, chloroplastic. Bases 71 to 949 code for a protein of 292 amino acids. Gene Ontology annotation, cellular component: cytosol. Gene Ontology annotation, molecular function: mRNA binding. Lineage: Eukaryota; Viridiplantae; Streptophyta; Magnoliopsida; Fabales; Fabaceae. The transcript is spliced from 4 exons. The record is from RefSeq and is a predicted model, not a curated record.